ACCACCACCACCACCGUCGCUUGAUUCCCCUACCAUGGCGAACAGCGACAUGGACAUGACCAAGCUGGGCAACGGGCCUCGCGCCCGUCGGACCUCGCGCGGCCUCGAACGCUCGCGUGCUCACCUGCGCCAACACCGCUCUCGCACUGGGUCGGAGGAAGAGAAGCAAAACAUCAACACCCUCUCCUGGGUCAAGUUCAGCCUCCUCCUGGCCUUUGAUGUCACCAUGAUCGGCAUCAACACUUGCAUCUGGACCCUGGCCUCGGUCUUCCUCUUUUGCUUCUCCAAGUGCCACGACUGGCUCCUCAUGAAGCUGGUCGGCGUCAACUACCUCUACAACGUCUCCUGGGAAGACCCCCGUGUCGAUCGCACCGCCCUCAAGCUUCAUGAGGGUGACCACGUUCUCACCAUCGCCUCUGCUGGUGAUAAUGUUCUUGAUUUCAUCAUUGACGGCGCCAAGGUGACUGCUGUGGACCUCAAUGCUUGCCAGUUGGCGCUCUGCUCCCUUAAGCGUGCGGCCAUCCUCGAGCUCAACCACGAUGAAUUCUUUCGCAUCUUCGCCAAGCAAGACAUGGAUCUCCUGCGCAACAAGUAUCACCUGCUCAAAAAGCACAUGGACGCCAACGCCAUCAAGUUUUGGGACAGCAAGCUGCCUAGCUUCUCUGGCUUCAUGUACAGCGGCUCCUCGGGCUGGCUUGCCUUCUUCCUUUUUCGUGUCCUCUUCCCGGUGACUGGCUUCUCCUGGAUCCGGGCCGCUCUUGUGGAGGGUGUCUCGCAGGAUGACUUCCGCCGCCGCGUCAAGAACCACGAAGCCCGCCUCGAGUGGCUCGCCUGGAUCGCCGACUCAGUCCUCAUGCCCAUCUUUGCACCCCUCGCCGGUGUGCCCGAGGCUCAACUCAACCUGGGCAUGUCCCGCGAGGGCAACGUUCACACCAUCAUGGAGCGUGUCUUUCUCAACACUGAUCUGGUUGAGGACAACUACUUUUUCUACGGCUAUAUCGUGGGCGAGUACUCGGAGCGCUGCUGCCCCCGCUACCUCAAGGCCGAGCACUUUAGUACCCUGAAGCGCGCCAUGGCUGGUGGCAAGCUCAUUCUCUACCAUGGAACUCUCGCCGACCGCCUUCGCCUGGACGCUCAGGUGGCCAAGCCUCCCAGCUACACGGCUGCCAUCAUGCUUGACCACCUCGAUUGGAUGGAUGACAUGAUGGUCAACGAGGAGCUCUCUCUUCUCUGGCCGCUCCUCAACAACGACACCGGCCGCGUCCUCUGGCGCUCCUUUAGCGACGAGCCUCAUCGCGCCGCUCUCAAGCAUCUCAGUGCCGAGAAGGUGGACAACGGUUCGGGCGACCGCACCGGCAUGUACUGGGGUGUCUGGGUCGCUGGCAAGAACACCUGUGGCAACCACCCCGAGCUCACCAGCCCCGGCUUGUUCUGGCAAGAGCAGCAGCCCAUGUCCCUGGUGGACAAGGUUGUUACGGGUGCCAAGAUUGUCACCUUUCCCGUCCUCAGUCCAGUCCUCAGCAUGGCCAGCAAUGCUGCUGCUCGGCUGACGGGUGUCUCCAAGGAGGAUCUGACCAACAAUGCCCAUGCCAAGAAGAUUGAGGCAUUUUACGCCUCACAGGCUGAUGCUUAUGACGCCUUCCGGGAGAACUUCCUCCACGCUCGCGUCCACCUUGCCACCUGCCUGCCUCUGCCCCCGGGCGAGCUCACCUGGGUAGAUGUGGGUGCCGGCACGGCGCGCAAUCUCGAGUUUUUCCCCGUCGACACUCUCAAGCGCCGUUUUAAGAAGAUUUACAUUCUUGACAUCUCCGCUUCCCUUCUGGACGUCGCGCGCCGGCGUGUCGAGGCCGCUGGCCUCAGCGACGUGGUUGAGCUGGUCCUCGCUGACUUUACUGAUCUCUCUGACAAGGGCAAGAGUGCGCUGCCAGCACCAGGUAGUGUCGACCUCGUCACGUUCAGUUAUUCACUUUCCAUGAUUCCGGACAAGCGAAGCGCGCUCCAGCAAGCCACUCGCCUGCUGGCGCCAGGCGGUUCGCUGGGCAUUGCUGACUUUUUCUACCGUAAUGAUUCCGACACCUACAAGGACAAGCCCGUCAGCAAGUGGAUCAGUCAUGUCUAUGAUCUGGGAUGCAAGCUGUGGUUUCGCCAGGACGGAGUGCAUCUGCUCUCCAACGAUGUGCUUGAUACACUCAACGACUCAACGGAACUGACCUGCGCAGAGCGCUUCCGAGGCUCGGUGCCUCUGCUCCCGAUCCUCAACCCUUGGCACGGUAUUCACAUCACCCGCAAGUUGUCGGCAAAGGAUCGUGAAGUGUUUACGGACUCGGCCGCCAGCUCCGUGGCUUCUAUUGUUGAGGAGGAGGAGGAAGAGAACAGCCUCGACGCGGAAUCAAAGCCCAAGCCCAUGAAUGGUCAUGCCACGGGCAAGGGCAAGGGCAAGGGCAAGAAGAAUAAGUCCAAGUGAUCACCUUAGCACAUCACUGUCGCAUCCAGCACUCGACGCAUGACACGCAUGAGCAUCCUGUGGGCCUUAUUUCCUGUGCUCACGUUUGGUCUUCGCUGCUCACUCAAGCGGCGAGUGCGCUCUCCUCCAAUUGAUUUUGCCACUUUG
Monosiga brevicollis MX1 is the source of this 2611-nucleotide messenger RNA. RefSeq lists its product as uncharacterized. Lineage: Eukaryota; Choanoflagellata; Craspedida; Salpingoecidae. The record is from RefSeq and is a predicted model, not a curated record. Bases 35 to 2464 code for a protein of 809 amino acids. The transcript is spliced from 3 exons.